AUGACUCAGACAAUAGAUGUGUGUUCACUGAUUUUGAACCAAAAUAAUAUUUCAUGCGAUCUGUUCACCAUACCAAUUCUGGUAUCUGGCUUCCCAACAACUGUUGAUACUUCAAAGACAGAUUGGGACGUCUUACGUUUAUCACGUUACAAACUGUGCAAGAAAACAAAGACAACUAUUUUGUGCAUAUUUCAAAUAUUGGAAUUCAUCUUAAAAUCGAUAAAAUAUCAAACCAAGUGUUUGAAAAUUUCCUAUCGUACUAACGAAUUUCAUAUAAAUAAAGAAAACUGCGAUGCUAAUGAAUAUUAA
This is a messenger RNA of Schistosoma margrebowiei, 309 nucleotides long. NCBI's taxonomy places the organism in Eukaryota, Metazoa, Platyhelminthes, Trematoda, Strigeidida, Schistosomatidae. The record is from the annotation of a GenBank genome assembly.